Molecule: messenger RNA, 2734 nt
Organism: Spinacia oleracea (spinach)
Lineage: Eukaryota; Viridiplantae; Streptophyta; Magnoliopsida; Caryophyllales; Amaranthaceae
Exons: 10
Coding region: 102-2429 (775 amino acids)
Source: RefSeq, a predicted model, not a curated record
GGAGGGGAUACUUUGUCUUAGAAUACAGAAAAAAGCUUCAGUCCCAUUAAGCUUUAUGCAGUAUCAAAAAUGUCAAAUUAAGUGACAGUUUUUUCGCAAGCAUGAAUAUGAAUGGUGAAAAACCUCAGACUUCUGAGGGUGGAUUUGUUAUCGAAGAAUCCAUCCUUCCAAAAGUCGGGGAAGGAAGAUUUAAGGAGGAGUACAAGAAGAGAGAGAAAUACAUCAAUGUAGCUCAAAAUGCAGAUAUCAGAGAAAUCUCAGCUCAGAAAAAUGAUUCAGCAACAGAAUCUUAUAUACAUGGGGUGAUAAAGAAGCAGGGAUGGCAUGAUUCUUUGAGUUGUGUCACAUGUAACUCAUACAUUACGAAAAGGGUCACUUCACAUGGUAGAGCUAUUUCCAGUGAACCUGAAUUCGCGCAAUUUCAUGUGAAGAGGGUGAUAAAUGAGCAGGAAAUUCAUGAUCUGUGUUGUUCUAGUUGUAACUCAUAUUUUGCCAAAAGAAUCAUUCUACAAAGAAGAGAUAUUUCUCCUUAUGAAGAGGCUAUCAUUCCACAACCAGGACAAAUUAUUGUACAAAUGCCUGAUGUUAUAGAUACACUUGAAUCUCCUACACCAGAAGUAUCGCGGUUAGACAUAAUUAAAGCUGUUGUUUAUGGUGGCCUCCUUCAAUCCAUCACCAGCUUAUGUGUGGUAGUUUCUGCAGCAGGUGGAGAUGCUUCAACAUUGAAUAUAGUAGCUUUGGCACUCGCAAACGUUCUUGGAGGACUAAUUGUUCUAGCUCAUAAUCUUAGAGGGCUGAAACAGGAGCAGAACACAGACCAUUAUGAACAACAACUUGGUAGACCAGGGCACUUUCUUCUCCAUGCAACAAUCACCAUCAUAUCCUACCUUGUAUUCGGCCUGAUGUCUCCAAUUAUCUACGGGUUUUCCUUCUACAAGAGUGAUAACAAGUACCUGAAGUUGGCAACACUUGCAGCUGUUUCACUAGUCUCCAUUACACUGCUUUCAACGGGAAAGGCGUAUGUUCAAAGGCCUCCAAAGGCGUACAUGAAAACCGUCUUCUCCUACAUUGGUCUUGGUAUUAUGGUUGCUGGACCUGGAUAUUUAGCAGGUGAUUUAGCAAACAUGCUUCUUAAGAAGCUUGCAGUGUUUGAUUCGGUGUCUUCUAGUAGUAGUAUGGCUCUGGUUGAAGGGACAUUGGUGAAGGGGGCAUGGUCAUCUUAUUUGCUCAGAGUUCGCAGCAAGAACAAGAGCAAACAAACCCAACUCUUCAACUCUGCAAGUAUGGAAAAUACUACUAUUAAUAAUAUUAUCAUUGUUACAAAUGGUGAAAACCCCAAAAUUAUUGAGGGUGCUAAUGAACAGGAGACCAACUCUGAAGAACAAGGUGUAGCACAAAUUGGAGACACCAAUGGAUUUACUGUUCAUCAAAUUGGGAUUGGUGCUUAUAAGGAAAUCGAUAUCGAAUCAGAUGCUUCUACUUUUAAGGGUCCAGAAACUUCUGUUGGCAUCCAAGUUGUAAUGGAUGAUACCUCAAAUGUUGACAAUGCCGCGUUAUCUGAGAUGCAUAAUGGUGAUAACAUAGUGAUCAAAACCCUGGUUAUAAAUGUUCAGAAUAUUCAAAAUCAAGUAGUUGUAACAGAACAGACUCAAGAAGUGGAACCAGAGAUAGUUGAAAAUGCUAUUAAGAAGCUGAUACAAAAUCAGGAAACACACGACUUGUUUUGUCGUAAUUGUAAGUCAUGUGUUACCAAAAGAGUCAUUCUCAAAAGAAGCUUGAAACAUGGAGAUGUGAUCGUGCCAAUUCCUGAUGAAACUCAUGUUGAUACUGGACCUGAUAUAAUGAAAGCCAUUGUCUAUGGUGGUCUCUGGGAAUGCAUCACUAGCCUAAGUGUCAUAAGUUCUGCAGCAGGUGUAGAUGCCACCACGUUGAAUAUUGUAGCUUUGGGACUUGCAAACGUCUUUGGAGGACUUGUUCUUCUUCUUCGUAAUCUUAGGUUACUGAAACAUGAGCAAGCAACGGCGAGUUAUGAAGAUCAACUGGGGAGGCCAGGGCACUUUCUGCUGCAUGCAGUUGUUACCGUAAUAUCCUACCUUAUAUUCGGCCUUAUAUCUCCUAUCAUCUACGGCUUUGCCUUUCGCAAGAGUGACAACAAGGACUACAAACUCGGGAUAGUUGCAGCUGCUUCGCUGGUGUGCAUCAUUUUUCUGUCUAUUGUAAAGGCAAACGUCCAAAGGCCUAAAAAGCCAUACAUACAAACUAUACUGUCUUACAUCAGUGUGGGAUUCAUGAUAUCAGGGGCUGGAUAUGUUGCUGGUUAUCUCAUAAACAUGUUACUCAAGAAGCUUGGUAUAUUUGACCCUAGGGCUCCCGUUACUAUGUAUGUGCCUGAAGCAGUAGCCAUGGAGGUGGCCUGGUCAUCUUAUUGAUCGUUGUUCAUAUUCUGAGUUUUCUUUUUUUUUAUUUCGGUGGCAGGGUGAGGGAAAUGCGAAAUGUAUUUGCUCAAGUUAUGAGGCCGAAUAUAAGGUAUGAUAUCACUGCAAUGGUGUAGAACAGGAGGUAGAAAUGAGAGAGAAAAGACAGAAUUUCAGAGAGAAGAGAGAGAGAGAGAGAGAGAAUUUCAGAAGAGGGAAAUGAAAUUAUGUAUUAAUGUUUUGAUAAGAAAUAGUACAAGCUAUGAUUCAGCUUAUUUAUACAACAAAAGCUAAACAGACAAUCAGAUUCUUAAUCCUAA